UCGCAAGUGAUUGGCAGCAGGUGUUGACACUGCAUCACCCAACAUGGCUUCUCCAAGUCCAUUCGCCCAGCCUGGUUGAUGAACAGAUGGAGUUCUCCAAAUUAAACCGGUCCUUAGAAGCUGAAGAUCUUCCCUCCACAGCGAAUCAGAUCGCCAGCUGCCCCGACGGGAAGAGCAAUGCAACCCAUCCUAAUGCACACUACUUUGACCAACCUUUAUCGAUUGUUUGGCUUCUGCUCUCAUUGCUUCUCCUCCGAAGGAGUCCCGUCGUAGCUUCAUCUAGUCCCCGGCUGCAGAAUGACGCUGUCGCGCUCAAUUGGCCAUUCAUCGUCCACAAACCCCCAGUCCCCCUGCGGGUCCUUACAGCAUCGUCCGACCCCCGACCCAAUUAUCAGUCGGACCUGGCGAAUCAGCAAUUCCUUAUCAGCACAUGUUGCUAUCAGCCCUCAUCACGAUGCAGAGAGAGAGACUCUCCACCACAGCCGAGGGGUAUGCGGCAUGAGCGAGGCAGGCGGGACAAUUGUCCAUCACCGGCGUAUAAGUAGCGCCAACUCCUCUCGUUGUUGUCUGCUAUAGCAUCUUGUUUUAUU
Messenger RNA from Aspergillus aculeatinus CBS 121060, 590 nucleotides. RefSeq lists its product as uncharacterized. The record is from RefSeq and is a predicted model, not a curated record. The coding region runs from base 87 to 545 and encodes 152 amino acids. The transcript has a single exon. Lineage: Eukaryota; Fungi; Ascomycota; Eurotiomycetes; Eurotiales; Aspergillaceae.